AUGAUUGAUUGGCUUAUUUCAAAUGUACAAGGAUUUCGAGAUCGAAGACAUGCACGUUCAUUUGCUUCAAAUUUAUUGGCGCAGGGAUUGAUUAAGCAUGUUGUUAAUAUAAGCUCCUUCAAUGAAAAAUGUUAUUAUGUUUUUAAUGGUUAG
Molecule: messenger RNA, 153 nt
Organism: Meloidogyne enterolobii
Lineage: Eukaryota; Metazoa; Nematoda; Chromadorea; Rhabditida; Meloidogynidae
Source: the annotation of a GenBank genome assembly